Molecule: messenger RNA, 973 nt
Organism: Gorilla gorilla gorilla (western lowland gorilla)
Lineage: Eukaryota; Metazoa; Chordata; Mammalia; Primates; Hominidae
Product: histone H3.Y
Exons: 2
Coding region: 303-713 (136 amino acids)
Cellular component (GO): nucleosome
Molecular function (GO): structural constituent of chromatin; protein heterodimerization activity; DNA binding
Source: RefSeq, a predicted model, not a curated record
GCAGGAAGUACAAGGGAAGGUAGCUGGGUGGGUCUAAUCCAAUCAUCUGAGCUCCUUAUAAGAGGCAGGGCUUUACUGAGACCACAGAGAUCUCCAGUCAGAAACAGACUGCCUGCGAGGGAGAUUCCUGGCUGCUGCUGGGUAGACCAAGGAAACCCAAGACCUUCCGGGAAGACUAAGCAGCCCGGCCACCGACCCACAGACCUGAGAGCUGCACCACUGCCCUCGCUCUCUGACGCCAGUACUGCCUGCAGCCGGCCAGGCUCAGCCCAAGGACAGGGGAGAGGCUAAGGCCCCGCGACAUGGCGCGCACCAAGCAGACCGCCCGCAAAGCCACCGCCUGGCAGGCCCCCAGGAAGCCCCUGGCCACCAAAGCCGCCGGAAAAUGGGCGCCGCCUACAGGAGGGAUCAAGAAGCCUCACCGCUACAAGCCUGGCACCCUGGCGCUGCGGGAAAUCAGAAAGUACCAGAAGUCCACGCAGCUGCUCCUGCGCAAGCUGCCCUUCCAGCGCCUGGUGCGCGAGAUCGCCCAGGCCAUCAGCCCGGACCUGCGCUUCCAGAGUGCGGCCAUUGGCGCCCUGCAGGAGGCCAGCGAGGCCUACCUGGUGCAGCUCUUUGAAGACACCAACCUGUGUGCCAUCCAUGCCAGGCGCGUCACAAUUAUGCCCAGAGACAUGCAGCUGGCCCGCCGCCUCCGCGGAGAGGGUCCUUAAGAGCCCAAAGGUAGCUAAGCAUAGGAUUGGGAGUGGAAACAGGCAGAAAUCAGGUCUUGGUGGUGUUUCUGUGUGCUUUUGUUUGUUAAUGUCUAAUCUACCUUGAGGGUCAUAAGGCACUAGUGUCAGGUGGGAAUGUUUCAGUGAGCGAGUUUCAGCACUUCAGCUCUACAUCAAUUUUCAAGAAACCUGUUCAUUUUCACUGGACUAUGCCUGUGUUUAGACUACUUCAAACCAAAUAAAUCUCUUCCUGAUGGCAA